CCAACGUAACCAAAUAUGAUUCAGUUCAAAGUUUCUGCACCAGGAAAAGUAAUUCUUUAUGGAGAACACGCUGUUGUGUAUGGAAGAACUGCAAUUGCAGCCAGCUUAGGUUUACGUACAGUUGCAGACUUUAUUGAGCUACCAGAAGAGGAACAAGUUAUUAAAAUAUGCUUUCCGAAAGUGAACUUGUUUAUAAACAUACCUGUGCAACAAGUGCAUAGUUUCAUUAUAAAUAAUAGAAAUUUAAAAGCUGCAGAAAACCAUGAUGAAUUUUAUGAGAAAAUCAAAGAGCUUGUCGUUAUUAUCGGGUAUUUCAAUGUAAGGCAGAAAUUGAGCUUAGAGGUAUUAUUCUAUCUUCUUCUUUACAUCGCACAGAACGAUCAGAUUAACGUAAAACCAUUUCAAAUUCAAUUAACCACCGAAAUAUCGAUCGGUUCAGGUCUAGGUAGUUCCGCCUCGUUUGCAGUUUGCAUAGCUGCUUGCUUUUUGCACUGGUCACACUUACAGAAAAAUAUUUUCAAAGCAUUCGACAAUUCCGAUUUAGAGACUAUCUCAAAAUAUGCAUUAAGCAGCGAGAGAAUUAUGCACGGUCAUCCGUCCGGAAUCGACAAUUCCAUUUGCACGUAUGGAUCCGUGAUAGAAUACAAAAAGGACAGCUACAUGAAGUCCAUAAAUAUUACGCAAGUUAUGAAGGUUCUGCUGGUCGACACAAGAGUUAGUAGAAGCACAAAAGCGUUGAUAGAGAAAUUGUCAGAGCUGAAGCACAAAUAUCCCGUUAUAAUUGACUUGAUCCUGGACUCGAUGGAUAAUAUAGCAAUUGCGGCGAUUAAAGUUAUUCAGAAGAUUAAUAACGCCUCGGGCGUCGAUAACGAGACACUCUACGACGGGUACAAACAAUUAAUGACGCUGAUUAACAUGAAUCAAGGAUUGUUAGCCACGUGUCAAGUAUCUCAUCCAUCUUUGGAUAGAAUUUGUGCAGAGGCGCAGAAUUAUGCUUUAGCAGCGAAACUAACCGGUGCUGGUGGCGGCGGAUAUGCAUACAUUUUAUUAUUACCAGACACCCAGCCGGAAACGAUUACAAGUAUUUCACGAAAAUUGAUCGCAGACGGGUUUUCUGUUACGUUGACAACGUUGGGAGGUGCAGGCGUACAAAUUCACAAAUAAAGCACAAUUCCGCAUGUUAUAACCGGCGAACAGCUCCAUUCCAAUUAUGGCAAAGAAAUAAUAUAAAACCAACAUGACCACGGCGGUAGAAGACAUCAAAGGAGUCAAAAUUACCAGCGUGCCGAAAACGUCUCUGUAUCUUUUCUUCAUCUUAAAUAAUCUUAGAAGUCUGAGUGGUCUAAAGAGAACGAAGAACGUUGCUGUUGGGAAAAGACGUAAAAUACAGGCUGCUACGAGUGUCAUUACUGAGGUGCCUAAAUCGAAGAGAUUCCAUCCGGAACUGAGAUACCAUCUUGUGCCAAGCCCGAGCACUUUGAUCAACGCUUCAGCCACAAAUACUGUAAUAUAAAACACUAUAAUUAUUGUAGACUUAACGGAACAUUUGCAAGCAAGGUUUCACUUACCUCCUCCAAAAAGGAAGGUGUCCCAUGACGCAGCGAACAAACGAGCACUGUGAACAUUGUCAUCUGUCUGUAGAAUCCUUAUUAUCAUAGCAAUGCCAUUUCCAACGAUCGCGACGUCUGAAAAAUAUCAGAUAAACGUAAUCAAAUUGAAUAUAUAUUUGUUUUAAAAAAAACUUACACAUCAUAGUCUCGAAGUAGCUCCAUCUGAUGGCAGCAUGAGCUCCGUUGCAGAGGAUUUGCAGUGGUUUAGAUGUACUGUGAUACCAAGGUACGCUGGAGUAUUGUGGUUCCCACUGAAGUACUAUCGUGUCAUAAAUGUUCAAAAAUUCUUGAGAGCUCAACGCUCCGGAUCCAGAAGUAUUUAAAUGUCGAAAAAUUAAAACAAUAUCUCUUAUACCUGUAACAAACAAAUAGUCCCUAUUUAAUUCUUUGACAAUGCAUUUACGUAUGAUCAUGCAUACUUCUUUGUGGUGCGUAGUAUCGCAUCAACCCCUCGAACUGACGGAAUUUCAUUUUAUCUGGAUUCUGUUUUGUGAUUAGCAACUUGAAGGCAUGCUGGCACGCCUUUCUUUUGUGCAAGAACAAUUUUUUAAACUUGUCCCGCUCGGCGGCUGUAAAUGUUUCGUUUACUACUGCCAACAUUAAAUUCAUCAUCACAUAUAACAUCGUUGAUAAGUAAGAGACAAAGUAUAUUGCGUACCACUUGUUUUUUGAAUAUGACGGCAUCAUUACAUCUGGAAAACUAAGCAAUGACAUCAUUACCGAAAAAGAAAUAUUUUUAUCAUAGAUGUAUUCGAUCGCACUGCAAGAUAAUCAUUUGAUAAUACUUACUUAGCAGUGGUGAGAAGAACAAAAAGACUUACAAAGCUGUCUUGCAGCGUGGAGAAAUAUCUGUUCAUGUCGGAGAACAUGUAAUAGCCCAAUACUGUGUAAAGUGUAAUAAAAAAUAGAAGCAAACCCAUCAUAUCCAGGAUUGGAGGCAAUGUCUGAAGUAUUUGUCUGAUGAAUCUUCGCACACCUCCGAAACAUUUUGUGUCUACUAAAAAAAUAGGCCUAAGAGCGCGUGUUACGCGAAAAUGUGACGACUGUCUUACUAAGACCGUCAUUGCCUCCAGAAACAUGAUGGCCAAUGUGGCACACUGUAAGAAAAAUUCAAUGAGUCAUUAAUUAACAUUGACUCAUUAUUGUAUAAUUAUAUAUGGAAGUUCUAAGUUUGCUAUAAAAACAUUUAAUUAACAAUCAUAUAUUAAUCGAUUGCAUAAGAGAGAUGAACGCCAAUGACCUGUUAAUAGUAACUUAAUACUGAUUCAUUCAUGAGUAGAUUUAGACUCAACAGUUAAAUAAUGUAAGAAAUAAGCAGCUCGAUUAUCAGAAACUUAUUUUGUUGAAAAUAUAAAGUGGCUUAUCUUCCCAUUAGUACUGUCAUGUUUCUUGUACCAGUACAGUGGAAAAGACUCAUGUUAUUAAACAUAUUACUUGCACGUAAAGAGACAAUGGAUAUAAUCAGGUCCAUUCUAUCCCUGUAUAAUUUGGAGUGGCACUUAAUUUGUGAUAAAGGCUGGCAAAAUUAGAGUUUUUACCUUCAACAUUGUUCUUUUAUGCUUCAACAUAGUUGCCCAGCCAAUCCAUCUUAAUUUUAAAGUUAAUUCAAUGCCUAUAAUUAUCAAAGCAAAAAGCUCUAUUGACCCAUGCGCCCAUACUGGUAUCUAAAAUAAGAUACGUGAACUACAGAGAUAGUACAACAACAGGAAACUAUUGUUUGAGCUUUACAACUUACUUUAAAUAAUGGUACAGCUGGCUCCUCCACGAGAGCCAAAGCUAAAAGUAAAAGUGAGGUCAACAAAUCUAGACCAUAAUACCAAUUAUUGUGAACCAAUAGAUAGGCUGGCAAAUCUUCUGGGUGCUUUGGAUGUGAUUCGAAUUUUUCAUUGUUUCUACCUUCCUGUGAAAACAAUGCCACUGUAAUUACCAUAAACGGUAGAAUAAACUUAAAUGGAUAAUAUAUGACAAA
This is a messenger RNA of Megalopta genalis, 3579 nucleotides long. NCBI's taxonomy places the organism in Eukaryota, Metazoa, Arthropoda, Insecta, Hymenoptera, Halictidae. The record is from RefSeq and is a predicted model, not a curated record.